CCUUCAACAAGGCAAUACUCUGACACUUUAUUUAAAUGUAUAUAAUGCACAUUUUUGCCUCCUGUAUACAUAACGCAUAGUCCUUUCUAGAUUUUAUCGUUUCUCUCUUAUUUAAAGAUUUUUUAGUUUUUCUUAGUGUUCUAGUACUUGUAUUUAUUGUUUGUCUGUCUACCUGCUACUGUGACAAGUGGUUUUCCCUGAGGAAUUCAUAAAUAACUUAAAGGAAAAGGGUUAAAGGGAGGUCAUAAUCUGAUGUAAAUCACAGGAUGCGGAGGGAGAUGGAGCAAUGACAUAAUAAACAGACUUUUAUCAGGACUCCACCCACUCCCACCAGUUGGGACACAUAUUACCUUUCUGAGAAAACAUGAGCAUCAGAACUGAAACAGAUCUAUAAGAAGAGGAUUGGGACAUCACUGGGAAGCACUGCACUGGUUCUUCAAAUCAGAGGAGCAUCAAUGGAAGGCACCUAUUAGCAAACUGAGAAUACUUUUUAAAAAAUCCUCCCAUCGAAAGUUAAAGACAGCGGAGGACAAGGGGUUGUUUCAUAGCCUAAAUAUUCCAUAUGGUGUUCUGGACUGAAUAAUUCCAACGGUAUCAUCAGCAAGACACGGCUGUCAGCACAUACACUUGCAGUAUGAACCACUCGACUGUGCAGAAAAUGGCUCCUGGGGAAUUCGAAGGUGGGACGGCUAUAGCUUGUGUGAUCCUGGGCCUGGCCUUCCUGGUGGGGGCUCCGGGGAACCUGCUGGUGAUCUGGACUAUCCUGAGACACGUCAAGCAGCGCUCCCACACUGUGGUGCUCAUCCUGCACCUGGCUGCUGCCGACCUGCUGGUUGUCAUCACCCUGCCUCUGUGGAUCUACUCCCUCGUGCACACCUGGGUUUUUGGAGAUGUCCUCUGCCAGGCCUUGGUGUACAUUGUCUAUGUGUGCAUGUACGGCAGCAUCUUCUUCAUCACCCUGAUGGGUGUGGAGCGCUUUGUAGCCAUCUGUCAUCCGUUUUGGAUGAUGCGCCGCAUGACCAAAUGCAUCAUGAACUCGUGUCUUGUGUUUUUGUGGCUUCUUGCUUUUCUCCUCGGAUUGCCUGCAUUGCUGACCAAGCCAUUGGAUGGAAACGAAGAACCUGAGUUUUGUUUCAUCAGGCAGUACAACUCUGUGACUGAACAGAUCAUCUUGUUUUGUCUUGAGAUCUUGGGGGGAUUUGUAAUUCCUUUCAUUAUCAUUACAAUCUGUUACUGUCUAGUAGCUGCCCAGCUCAGGAGGAUGAGCUACAGCUCCAAACAAAAAUCAAUGAUUCUAGUCCACACGGUUGUGAUAGCCUUCACACUGUGCUGGUUGCCUUACCACGUCAUCAACGCCAUCGAUCUCAUUUGUGGAGAGCAAUGUUUGCCCAUGGAUGUUGUCUUCAGCUCUGGUGCCCUCGCUUGCAUUAGCAGCUCAGUGAAUCCUCUGUUAUACGCCUUCUUCGCAAGAAACUUACGAGGGAGUCUGGAGGAGUCACGUCUGGUAAAGCUGUUCCAGGAAAUAGCCACUCAGUCCAACAGACUCAGGGAGCUGGUAGUACAACAGCAGACUGGCCAGAGGGCAGUAGAUACUCAGGUUGAGCUGAUGUCUGACACUGUGAGACUGAAUCUCUGAAACUGUGAUGAUGGCAAAAUGUGAUACUUGUCUUUUGC
Messenger RNA from Acanthopagrus latus (yellowfin seabream), 1674 nucleotides. Its product is annotated as leukotriene B4 receptor 1-like. Gene Ontology annotation, biological process: G protein-coupled receptor signaling pathway; immune response. Gene Ontology annotation, cellular component: membrane. Lineage: Eukaryota; Metazoa; Chordata; Actinopteri; Spariformes; Sparidae. Gene Ontology annotation, molecular function: G protein-coupled receptor activity. Bases 635 to 1636 code for a protein of 333 amino acids. The record is from RefSeq and is a predicted model, not a curated record. The transcript is spliced from 2 exons.